Molecule: messenger RNA, 4845 nt
Organism: Thyridium curvatum
Lineage: Eukaryota; Fungi; Ascomycota; Sordariomycetes; Thyridiales; Thyridiaceae
Exons: 4
Coding region: 1-4845 (1614 amino acids)
Biological process (GO): negative regulation of transcription by RNA polymerase II; chromatin remodeling
Cellular component (GO): nucleus; chromatin
Molecular function (GO): ATP binding; histone binding; chromatin binding
Source: RefSeq, a predicted model, not a curated record
AUGGAGGUAUCCCGUGAUCAUCCCGAAGAAGAGCUGUCGCUUGAGGACACCCGGAUGAGCUUUGACUUUGAGUCUGCCCCUACAGAUGCAGGAGAAGACAGCGACAAUGCCUCGGACGAGUCACCUCCGCCUGUUGCGGCGCCAUCACCACAGCCGCAGGACCCUGAGCAGAAGCAAGAUGCUGCGCAUCCGGAGGUCUUGAAUAGUACCGAGGAUCAUGAGCAGGUCGUGAUAAGUUCAGAUGUGGUGGAGAGCGCUUGGGAGACUGGCAAACACACGCUGCCGAUAGGGAACAUCUCAAAUUUGUUCGAGAUCGCGCUUCGAAUACUACCGCCCGACGUCGUCGAACAGUACAGACGACCGCCGCCAAGCGACCACGUACUUCAAGUCCUUGAGAGGGUCGGUGUUUCUCGGGGUGCAGAGCGGUACAUGGUUGAAUUUGAUGACGGGAGGGUCGAAGAGAUGUCAUAUGACGAUCUUGUGAACUUCAGAAACGGACGGAAUAGUCUCAAAGCUUUCACGCGGUCUGAUCCAAGGCUGGACCAAUACGCCAACAUGUCCAAGAAGCGCAAAUUCAACCAGGACUCUGACUAUGACUCCGACGCAUUGUCGGAGUUGUCCGAGAUGGACGAGGAGGGUAUUGGCGGAUUUGAUGAUGGAGAAUCUGACGAAGAGAAUGACAGCGACGUGGUCAAAGAGCGAAUGCGAUCUCGUGGCAACCGUCGGCUCCAGGAUCUUCUAAACCCCCGCAGGAGGAGUUCUCGUCAAGCAUCCCUGCAGACCUCGGCAACUGGCACUUCUGGCGAUGACCAUGAGUCUGACUCCGGUCGACGUCGACUUCGGUCGCGCAAUACGCUGCGAUCCGCCAACAACGGGACGCACAAUGGUACCUCGAAUGCUUUUGAUGACGAUGCCGAUGAGCUUGCGGGCGAUGAUGACGACGGAGACUACACCCUCGUGAGAUCCGACCUCCAGCCUAUCAAGCCUAAGCGCCGCAGGAAGACUGCCAGAGGUCGACCUGCUGCUGCAUACCGAGCCUUGCGUGACGACUCGAUUGAGUUUGAGGCAAGGCGCUCCUCCAGGUCGAACAAGAACACAAAGAACAUGGCAGACAUGGUCAAUGUGGACGAUGACGUCUACGUUGAAGAAGACAGGGCUCCAGCCGCGCCCAAGGUCGUCAGCAUGAAGGAAGUCUUCCCGCUUGUAAGCGGAGACUUCAGGGAUGUCCACUCGCAUAAUUGUGAUACCUGCUACGGUGGCCCUCAUACUGCGGGAAAAGGACCUCUCAUUCCCUGCCAAGGAUGCUCGCUCUCUCAUCACAAAGCAUGCUUGGGUGUUCGCAGCCUCCGUGACCAUCUUGUGACCAAGAUCGGCCCGGAGCACUUCGUCCUCCAGUGCCGUUACUGCAUCGGACUUUAUAAGAAGAAGGAUCCGACUUGCCCGAGUCAUGAUAUGUGCCAGGCAUGUCAUGAAAAAGGUCUUGCCUGCGCCCCGUUCUCGACCAAGAAGACCCCCAAACAGGAGGAGAAACUGCGACAGGAAAACGGAGGUGUUGACCCAGUCACCCCCGUCGAUGGUGCACUAGUGAACAAAGCACAGAACGUGCUUUUCCGGUGCAAGGCCUGCCAUAGGGCCUAUCAUGUUGAGCAUUUGCCAAUGCCCGCUCACGUUGGUGGCGACGUCGAGUCCGAUCUCCGUACUGACUGCUUGGAGGAGUAUGCGAUCGAGUGGAAAUGCAGGGACUGUUUGGAUCAGACAGAGAAGGUUGCCGGUCUUGUCGCUUGGCGUCCCAGGGACCGUCAAUCUUACCAACCGGGCCAGCAAUUCUCCGACUUCAGCGAGGACGACAAGGAGUACCUCGUCAGGUGGGAGGGAAAAUCCUAUGCACACUGUACCUGGAAGCCUGGAGCCUGGAUUUGGGGCGUGACCAAUGCACGGAUGCGGACGGCCUUUGCCAAGCACAAGGGCACAGUGCUUCACUUCGAAGAGAAGGAUGCAAUCCCAAUGGAGUACCUCCUCGCAGACAUCAUGCUUGCCCUCAAGUAUAACCGCAAUGUGCGUGCCACUAGCAAAGAGGAAGAGAUGCAGCACAUCGUCAACAUCGCCGAGGCCAAGCUCAAAUUCCAAGGCCUGUCCUACGACGAGGCUGUCUGGGACAAGCCCCCUCCUCGCGAUUCCGGGCCGCUGUGGACCGCAUUCGAGGCCGCAUACCGCGAGUACCUUAGCGGCAAAUACUUUGAGAACGAGCCGGUUUCUGUGAUGAGGGCGCGGAUCUCGGAGCAUCUCGAGCGUGCUGAUGAGUUUGUUGAUCUCAAAGUCCAGCCUGCCGGACUCAAGCACAAGUUGCUGAGCUACCAGAUGGACGGUCUGAACUGGCUUCUAUGCAACUUUUACAUGGGCAAGAGCGUUGUCCUUGCAGACGAGAUGGGACUCGGCAAGACUGUACAGGUGAUCGCUUUCAUAACGUCGCUUGUCCAAGAUUCGCCUCGUUGUUGGCCAUUCUUGAUUGUCGUUCCCAACUCGACUUGUCCCAACUGGCGCCGCGAGAUAAAGACUUGGGCCCCGGAUCUCAGGGUGGUCACAUAUCACGGUGGCAAGGCCGCUCAGACCCUUGCUUACGAGAAUGAACUGUUUCCGGGAGGUUCAAAGGACAUGAAGGCCCAUGUCGUCAUCAUGUCUUAUGACUCUGCACAGGAUGAUGAGACGAGGCGCCUCUUCAAGUCUGUUCAGUGGGCGGGCCUGGUCGUCGAUGAAGGCCAGCGACUCAAGAACGACGGGAACCUGCUUUAUGGUGCUCUUCAGGCGAUGAAGAUCGAUUUCCGACUGCUACUGACGGGUACACCUCUGCAGAACAACAAGAGGGAGUUGUUCAACCUGCUGCAGUUCAUCGAUCCGACCAAGAAUGCUGCUGUCCUGGAUGCGAAAUACGAGGACAUCAACGCCGAGAACCUCCCAGAGAUUCAUUCCCUCAUUCGUCCCUAUUUCUUCCGACGGACAAAGAACGAAGUGCUUUCCAAGAUCAUUCCUCCUAUGGGCCAGAUUAUCGUCCCCGUCACGAUGACUUCGUUGCAGGAGAAGCUUUGCAAGUCUAUCAUUGCCAAGAAUCCCGACCUGAUCCGCUCAAUUUUUGCCAAGGGCAAGAUGAAGGCCACUGAGCGCGGUAGCCUGAACAACAUCCUCAUGCAGCUGCGCAAGUGCCUCUGCCAUCCUUUCGUGUAUAGCCAAGCUAUCGAGGAGCGAGUCUCUGACCAAGAGGCUCUACACCGCAACCUGAUCGAGGCGUCAUCUAAGCUACUCUUGCUGAACAUUAUGCUGCCCAAGCUCAAAGCGCGAGGCCAUCGAGUCUUGCUGUUCAGCCAGUUCCUUACGGAGCUUGACAUUAUCGAAGACUUCCUGGCUGGUAUUGGCUUGUCCUACCAGCGCUUGGACGGAAGUAUGUCCAGUCUCGAGAAGCAGAAACGCAUUGAUGCUUUCAAUGCGCCCGGGUCUGAAUUUUUCGCCUUUCUUCUUUCCACUCGGGCCGGUGGCGUGGGCAUCAAUCUUGCCACCGCUGACACUGUCAUCAUCUUAGAUCCUGACUUCAACCCCCAUCAGGAUAUCCAAGCCUUCUCUCGAGCGCACCGCAUCGGUCAGAAGAAGAAGGUCCUCUGCUUUCAACUCAUGACGAAGGACAGCGUGGAGGAGAAGAUCAUGCAAAUCGGUCGCAAGAAGAUGGCACUUGAUCAUGCACUCAUUGAGUCAAUGGAUGUCGAAGACGAUGCAGGAAACGACCUCGAGUCCAUCCUGAAACAUGGUGCCGAAUCCCUCUUCGACGGUGAGAAGAAGGACGUCAUUACUUACGACUCGGCUUCGGUGGAUAAACUUCUGGACCGAUCGCAGAUCGAAGAGACAAAGACGGAUGUCGAGAAGUCUUCCGAGUCGCAAUUCUCAUUUGCCAGAGUCUGGACUAACGAUGCGGGCGAACUUGCUGAUGAUCUCGAAGUGCGUGAGGUAAAAGACACAGGUGAUACGAGCGUCUGGGAUAAGAUUAUCAAGGAGCGCGAGGAAGCAGCUCGCCUACUUGCCGAGCGCGAGAAGGUCACCUGGGGUCGAGGUGGACGGAGGCGUCAGGCUGUUCGAUACUCUGCGCCAAAGAACAACUACUACGGUCUCGAGGAUGGCCAAAAUGAUGGUCUCGACCCCGACGACGAAGAGUCCGAUGUCGAUGCUGACUUCAUUAAUAAUGGUGUCGACUCGGCCGAGGAGAGUGACCCUGAUGCCAUGAAAGGCAUCGAGCGUGGCGACCAGGGACGCAAGCCAGGAGGCAAGCCACCAAGCACCAAGUCUCAAGCCCCUAGGACCGUCGACCUCACAGGGCAAGAGCCCCAGAUCCAGAGGCGCCAAGGACAAGUCGUCUCCGGCCGCGAAACUCCCGUCCAGGCCCCCAAGAUCCCCUACCGAGGAGCAGGAGGAGGUGGCCAAUUAGGGCCGACCCUACCCGCGAAGCAACCCGGACCCGUCCAGACAAUGCCUCCGGUUCCUCCUUCUCAUGUACAACAGCAACCGAUACCGACAUCGAAUUUGCCUGCGCCAUCGAAGGCGAAGCAGGCCAUGCAACCGCCCAAGGGCCAACGCCGACCUCGCAAUCCUACUUUAGCCCCCUGCAAGUCCUGUUUUUGUUUGCAUUUGCCAACCGCCAAGUGUCCGGACCUCAGUUCAGAGGUGGACCUGCGGCUGGCCAUCGAUGCCUUUACCUUUGUGCCACAGAAGUACCUCAAGUUUCCGGAAGCCCAGGAGGCUCAAGAGGCCCUCCGGAGCAGGUUACGCGAGUUGGUCACACAGGGUGGAGGCUCAAAGGGAUCCUAG